Molecule: messenger RNA, 2165 nt
Organism: Erigeron canadensis
Lineage: Eukaryota; Viridiplantae; Streptophyta; Magnoliopsida; Asterales; Asteraceae
Product: putative tRNA pseudouridine synthase
Exons: 8
Coding region: 137-1678 (513 amino acids)
Biological process (GO): mRNA pseudouridine synthesis; tRNA pseudouridine synthesis
Cellular component (GO): nucleus
Molecular function (GO): pseudouridine synthase activity; RNA binding
Source: RefSeq, a predicted model, not a curated record
AAUACUCUGUUUGUGAUGAGUUUAGACCCGGGCACAAACCAUCUUCCUAUAGGGUGAGGAUUGAGGAAAGCUUUAGCCAAGCCGUAUAUUCUUGAAAAUCCGUUAACAUAUCACCACCAACCGUUAACACCCCCAUAUGUCUGCCUUCAUUCCCAUUCCUAUUUUCACACUCUCAUUCCCUCCUUUAAUUCUUUACAACCAAACACCCCCAAAAAUCUUUAUUUCAAACCCUAAUAAUAAAUUCAAAACAAAUUCUACCAGAGUUGUUUCUUGUUCAUCGUUUUCUCAGUCUCAAGAAACCCUAGCUCCUUUACAGGUUGAACAUUCUGUAAAUAGUAAUACUAGUGGUAAAAAAUGGGAAGGUUUCCGGAAAAGGAAGGUGUUAAUGCGUGUCGGCUAUGCCGGUUAUCUCGAUUACCGAGCAAUAGAGAAAGAGUUGGAAAUAGCCAUUUACAGAGCGGGUGGAAUUCGUGACAGUAACUUUGGAGAUUUGAAAAAGAUAACUUGGGCCACGAGUAGCCAAAUAGAUGAUGAAGUUCAUUCUUUAUCAACCAUGAUAUCGUUUAAAUUGGAAAUACCUGAGAAUGCUUGGAUUGAUGACCCAAAUGGGAUAGCACUUGUGGAUAUUGUCAAUACGUAUCUUCCUAUAAAUAUUAAAGUUUUCAGCAUUCUACCUUCACAAAAGAGUUUUAAUGCUAAAGAAGAAUGUAAUAUGCGGAAAUAUGGUUACCUCCUUCCUUUGGAAGUCAUUGGGAUCACUAGUAACUUCAAUGAAGCUGAAAUAGAACACCACUUAUCAGUCUUCAAUGAUAUACUUUGUUUUUUUGAGGGAAAACAUCCUUUCCAUAACUAUACAAUCCCAUCCGAGUAUCAUGCACAACAGUCUCCUGACAAUGAGAUUGAUGAAAGUAAUGGAGAAGAAUCAGUGGAACCGGAGUAUGGUGAAUGUGAUGGAGAAGAAGUUCACAGGACAUAUGAAAUGGUCAUGGAAUACCUCAAUGAAGAAAGCACCUCAUUAAGAUGCACCGACUCCGAUAAAAAUCUAGUUGACGAAUCUGAUGCAAAUAACGAUAGUUUAAAUGAUUUGAUAAUCUUCGCAAAAUGGUUGCAUGAACCUGAUGAGAAUGACCGCAUAACUGAUAUCCAUUUCAGAAGAAUUUUCCAGUGUUCAUGUGGAAAGCCGAAACAUUCGAAUGGAGUAAGUUAUGUUGAGAUCUCUAUAUGUGGGGAGUCUUUCAUGCCAUAUCAAAUCCGCAAAAUGGUGGGAUCAGCAGUGGCAGCGAAGCGUGGACUACUCCCAAGAGAUGUAAUUCCCCUAUCACUUAACAAAUUUACACGUUUUGUCCUGCCUGCUGCUCCAUCUGAAAUGUUAUUUUUAAGAUGGAACCAUUUCAUUUUGGAAAAGGAGUCUGGAAAAUCUAUAAGGCCUGAAAUUCUGGCAGCAGUUGAAUCAGAAGAAAUACUAAAGGAUGUUGAAGAUUUCUAUGAAUUAAUCAUGUUGCCUCAGCUUUCAGAAUUUUUGGACCCUUUGAAAUCUCCUUGGAAGGAGUGGGUCGAGUUAUUAGAUGAAAACACGAGAAUUCCAGAUUCUCAGUUGGGUGAAGUCAGGAAUGCAUGGGUUACAUGGGAGGAAAAUUUCUGGGUCAAGACUGAUGCUGCGUUAUACUAUUCUGGUUGAGAAAAACAUAACCAAUAGAAAUGUGUUGAAAGUGCCACCUCCAUGAAACACCAAUCUAAGAUUAGGGGAUCUGAUGGGUUCUAAUGGAAAAGACACGGAUGUUGCUUUUAUCCCAAGGUUCAUCAACUAUGCAACUGUUCACUUCAGCUCUGCUUAAAUUAUGAAUGUUGCUUGAUAUGUAAGUUGGAAAUGUGGAAAUACAUGAAUAUGUCCAAAUGCCAUAAAGUUAAGGUGAUGAAUCUGACAAUCUGUUGUGUAGUCGUGUAGAGUUACGACUAAAAUUUUUAUUUCUCAAAACACCCCAACCAACAGCAAAAGUUUUGGUGGGUUGUACAUGAGGUUCAUGUGUUUAUAACAUGUUCAUUUAUCUACUUCGAAAAGAACUAUGAGGAUUAGUUUUGUUGGGUUUUUUUAUUUAAUAUCUGUAAAUAUUAUUCUUUUAUCAAAAUCCAUUAAUGUGCAUUAAGUACAUUAUUUUUGUUACUCA